AUGGUGCACUAUCGCCGGAUGGUGGCCGCGGCGCUUCACAAACUCGAGGAGGAUGCGCGGGAGAGCGGAGCCCCGAUCGAUUUGGGCACCGGCGAAGGCGGCGGCGGCGGCGGGGAACGCGGCGACGGCGUCGACGAUCACGUGGACGACGGGUCGUUCCACGGGUCCACGGCGCAGCAGGUUGGCGCGAUGGUGCUCAAGCUGCACGCGGGAGAUCCACAGCUGGACCGCGAAGACUGGUAUCAGAGGGUCCGGGCCGCUCUCAGGGGCCUGACGAAGGACGGGGAGGUGGACAUGCUGAACCUGAACCGCUUCAGGCUGGCGGUGGAGGAAGAGGGUGACGGGGUGACGUGGAAGCUGAACGUGCGGUUCAACGACGAGGACCUGAUGCAGGUGGAGGUGGAGGUGAGAGCGAACCCCGACUCGGAUACCCCGCGACUCGACCCGAGACGGGAGGACGCGCGCGUCGCGACCCAAAGACCGAUCCCGCCCUUUUCGUUCGCCCCGAGCGAAAGAUUCUUCAGCACAUCGCUCCCCGCCUCUCGAUACUCACCGUCCCCACCCGCCGUCAUCCACCCUUCGCAGCCCACGUGCACGUGCGCGCAAAUACGCGAGCUGGUUCGGACCAAGUUUGGCGCCAGGAUGACCUCCGAGCGGGUGCGGCUCAGGUUCAACGGCGCCGAGGUUGGCACUCGCCGAGGCGGUGACGCGUCCAACCUCGGCGGUGACGCGUCGACGGCGCCGGCGCGACCCGAGGCGACGCGGCUCGCCGAGGCGGGCGUCACCGACGGGUCGACGCUUGACCUCAUGAUCGAACCCGUCGACAGGGACCCCGAGCCGGACCCCGAACCAGAGCCCGAGCCAGAGCCAGAGCCCGAGCCAGAGCCGGAGCCAGAGCCGGAGGAGCCGGCGGCUGCCCCCGUGGUUAACCGCGAGGAGAAAGAUACGCGGUACGCUACGCACUGCGCGUGUCGUCUCUGCGGCGAGAUGAGGGAGAAGGCUGACUUCACCGCGACUGUCUGGAAGAGGAGCCAAGCGGAUCGCAUUUGCAAGCGUUGCGUGGGCAAGGAAAUGACGUGUCGUUUGUGCUCCAUACCGAGGCUUUGGCGUUAUUACACUGGCUGGUUACACCAGAUUAAGCGUGAGUGCGACGUGUGCACGCAGAGCGGCCAAUGCGCAUUGAGAUUUUGCAGCGGCUGCAAGCAGAUGAAGCUGAUGAUGGACUUCUCAAAUAAUCAGGCUCAGAAGAAAAACAAAGUGCGGAUGUGCCAAGUUUGCAUGGGCAAUGCAAAGGAGGACAAGUCAAUUGGCCUGAAGCUCCGGGAAGGAGAUGUUAUCGUUAUUGACUCGAAGAGGCAGCCCGGGGAAGGGGUGAAACAGUGCAGCAACUGUGGCGAGUUCAAGCCGAACGACCAAUUCACGAAAUCUCAGCUUAAGAGGUCGGCCAGUGCACGGCGUUGCCUGGAGUGCCUGAAAACAUGCCUGAAAGAUGUGCCGCAUUCGACGGACAGCACCUCGAAACCUCCGGAGAGUACCUCAAACCCCCCGGAGAGCGAUACCGACGAGCAGCUGAACCGCCACGAGGUUGUCGAGAAGGAGGCGGUCGGUGACGGGGGAUGGAACGAGGGCGGCGACGGCUGGGUCAACCUGGUCAAGGAAUCCGGGGAUGAACGGGAAGACGACGUCGAGGAAGAAUUUAUCGAGGACGACGGCUUUGACGAUUAUUACGAGGAAGAAAACGAGGAGAGGAACGGCGACAGCCGCCGCGCCUCCGUCAACGCAUCUCUCGGCCUCCCCGACGAGGAAGACGCGGAGUUUCUGGACGCUUCCGACUACGAGCGAGACUCGCUCUCGGGCGACUCCCACGAAAACUGUGAACUGUACGGGACUCUGCACUCCCAAGUGUCGUCCUUCGCGUCCACCGCCGGGCCGGACGAUUCGGACCUGCAGGACAGGCUCGUCGUGCAGAAGAAGGUGAGCGAGGCGAUCACCGCGCUCUAUCCGGAGGCGCGGUUGGAGGUUUUCGGAUCGGGCGCCACCGGGCUGGCGCUCAAGUGCGCCGACAUCGACCUCGUGGUGCUAGGCGUGGGGCCCGAGCCCUCGGCGGGCGGGGGAGGGUUCAGCAGAAACGAUCGCGAGGAUCUCGUUCGCAUGCUACGCAAGAUUGAGAAGAGCCUCAGGCGGGAGAAGAUCGUCUGGAAGGCGAACGUGAUAUCCACGGCGAAGGUGCCGAUCAUCAAGAUGAACGCCGGGCGGUACGCCGUGGACCUCACCGUCGGCGCGAGCAACGGCCUCUCCGCGGUGCAGUGGAUCAAGGACCGGGUGAACGAUUUCGUCGCGAUGCGACCGCUCAUCCUGGUCCUCAAGAAGCUCCUGAAGACGCACCACCUCGACGACGCGUCCACCGGCGGGUGCGGCGGGUACCUGCUCGUGUCGUUGGUGGUGUCGCACCUGCGCCAGAGCGGCGAGCCCGGGCGGUCGGCAAACCCGAACCUCGGCGCGCUCCUGUUGGGUUUCCUGAGGCGAUUCGGGAACGAAUUCGACUACUCUCGGAUGGCCGUGGCGGCGGGCCGGCCGAGCGGGGUGAUCCGGGCGAAGGACCUGGUCGUGGGCCCCGGGGCGUUUGGAAUGAGGCCGAUGAUCCUCGCCGAAGAUCCGCAGGAAACCGGCCGCAACAUCACCGGCGCGGCGUACCGCUUCAAGGAGGUCCGCGCCCUGUUUCGCUCCGCGUUGGAGUACAUGUCCGCCGUGGGUGAACUCGCGUUCCUGCAGGAGCUGGCGUCACCGGCGCCCCUCAGCCGGGGCCCGCAGGCGCCGCCGCCGCGGCCGAGCGGCGGGGGCGGGGGGGGCGGUCCGUCGUGGCUUCAGGACAAGCGAAGCUUCUCUCUCAAGCGACCGAGGGAGGAGGGCGCUGGCGUGGAGGCGCGUGAGCCCAACAAGAAGGGAAAGUCCCCGCCCAAGAAGGGAAAGUCCCCGCCCAAGAAGGGAAAGUCCCCGCCUACGAAGGGAAAACCGGAAGGCCAAAAGAAGGGCCAAAACCGGAAGGGACAACGAUAUACAAACAAGAAUCCGGCAACGUGGACCCCGCAUAAGGUCAAAAUCGAGGCAGCUAAGGCGAGGAUCGCUGCGGGUGGUAAGUCGAAUAAAGGGGUGAAGAAGUCACCGCGCAUCGCGGCGAAGAAGAAGUCGCGGGGAGGUUGGGCAACCGAGUGA
Molecule: messenger RNA, 3213 nt
Organism: Micromonas commoda
Lineage: Eukaryota; Viridiplantae; Chlorophyta; Mamiellophyceae; Mamiellales; Mamiellaceae
Exons: 2
Coding region: 1-3213 (1070 amino acids)
Biological process (GO): RNA 3'-end processing
Cellular component (GO): nucleolus; TRAMP complex
Molecular function (GO): mRNA binding; poly(A) RNA polymerase activity
Source: RefSeq, a predicted model, not a curated record